UAUUGUUGAGAGUAAGUCCAGUAUUUAAAUAUACAGUCAAUUAUUGUUUGUUGAUUUGUUUUGCCCCUUUACUGUCUUUACACAGCUCAGGAAUACUCAGUUGGACAGUGGGCUGUUUAUAGUUUCAUUCAUUUGGUGUGUGUGCAUUGUGCUUUUAUGAAUACUUUACUUCUGUUGCUGUUUAUUCAGCUGUGUAGAAGAUCUAAACAUCUUUGGGUUUCAGUGAAGUGCAAUUUGAUAAUACAGAAAAAUCUAUUUUACCUGCUUCCUUGUUACUCUGACUUACAUUGAACAGGUGCCUCAACUUACCUGCUAUAUUAUUUCAGGUAUGUGUUUGUACUUACAUCUUUAGACUAGACUGUGAUCUCCUUUCAGAAUCAAAAUUGUAUGUAUGUUAUUCGUGCUAGGAAUAAGCAUUUUGAUAUACAUAUAAAGGCAACUUUAUGGUGGUAUUUUUUUUCAACCUGCAAAGUUAAUAAUACAAGUACAAAAAUUGUAAUUUUUUUCUUUGCAUUGCCAUAUAAAUUUCAAAGUAAGCUACAUCAUAUGUAAGGAAUAUAUGUGACACUUCCAAGAAAACCUCUCAGGCUUCUUGUAUUGUGAUUACAAGCUGAUAUGUUGAGGAGAAAUAUGCUGUUACAGGUGUUGAUGUCUUUUGAGGACUUGGCUGUGGAUUUUUCCUGGGAGGAGUGGCAGGACCUCGACAGUGCUCAGAGGACCCUGUACAGGGAUGUUAUGCUGGAGAACUACAGCAGCCUGCUGUCCUUGGGAUUCUGCAUUACCAAGCCUGAGGUCAUCUUCAAGUUGGAACAAGGAGCAGAGCCAUGGACAGUAGAGGACUCCCUAAACCAGAGUCUGUCAGUUGUUCAGAAAAUUGAUGACCUGAUUGAGACCAGCCAGGAAAAACAAGACAUAAAUUUAUGGCAAUUUGUAGUUACAAACAGCAACACAUCAACUAAGGAAAGAGUGGAAUUAAGAAAAACAUUUAAUUGGGGCUCAAGUUAUAUUUCAGAAUUUAUUUUAACGAAUGGAAGUUACUCACAACUUAGACCUCAUGUGUUUAAUCUCUGUCAGAAUGUGCUCCUCCCUGGGGAGCCUGCUGACAUGCAAGCUGAAGUCAAGUAUCGUGACUGUCAUAUGCCUGGGAAUUCUGUCAGAUGCUGUGGCCACCUUGAUGCACAUUAUGACCUUCAAGUUUUGCAUCAGCCUUUUGAAUAUAAUGAACAAGGGGAAACCUUCAACAGUGAGGAAUUAUUCUUCACACAUAAGAUGAUUCAAAUAGGAGAGACUUCCUAUAAAUACAGUGAAUGUGGAAAACUCUGUGACAAGUCAGCUGUCAUUGUUGGAGAGACAGCACCUAUAGGAAAGGAAGCAUUCUAUGGGAAGUGUAACCUCACUGAACAUCAGCAAGCACACAAAGAUGAGAAAGUCUCUGAAUGCAUUGAAUUUGGGGAAGCUUUCCUUAGCAAUGGUGAUCUUAUAAUAAAUCAGAGAACACAUGUAGGGAAGUAUGAGAAGCCUUUUAUCUGUAGACCAAGCUUUACUAUCAAUCACAGAAUUCACCAAGAGGGAAAGCCCUAUGAAUGCAAUGAAUGUGGAAAGACUUUCUACCACAAGUCAAACUGCAGCAGGCAUCAGAGAACUCACACAGGAGAGAAGCCCUAUGGAUGUAACGAAUGUGGGAAAACCUUCUUCAGGAAGUCACACCUCAGCAUGCAUCACAGAACACACACAGGAGAAAAGCCCUACGAAUGUAAUGAAUGUGGCAAAACUUUCUACCACAAGUCACAUCUCCGCAUGCAUCAGAGAACUCACACAGGGGAAAAACCUUACGGAUGUGGUGAGUGUGGAAAGGCCUUCUUUAGAAAGUCACAUCUCCGCAUGCACUACAGAAUUCACACAGGGGAAAAGCCCUAUGAAUGUAAGGAAUGUGGGAAAACUUUCUAUCACAAGUCACAUCUCAGCAUGCAUCAGCGGACUCAUACAGGGGAAAAACCUUAUGGAUGUGGUGAGUGUGGAAAGACCUUCUGCCGGAAGUCACACCUCAGUAUGCAUCAGAGAACUCACAGAGGGGAAAAGCCGUAUGAGUGUAGUGUAUGUGGGAAAACCUUCUACCAGAAGUCAAACCUCAGCAAGCAUCAGAGAACUCACACAGGGGAGAAACCUUAUGCCUGUAGUGUCUGUGGGAAGACAUUUUGUCAGAGAUCACAUCUCAGCAUGCACCAGAGAACCCAUACAGGGGAAAAACCUUAUGAAUGUAACGAAUGUGGAAAAAACUUUUACCGAAAGUCAGACUUGACUAUACAUCAGAGAACUCACACAGGGGAAAAACCUUAUGAAUGUAGUGAAUGUGGAAGAACUUUUUGCCAAAAGUCCCAUCUCAGCAGGCAUCACAGAACUCACACAGGUGAAAAACCCUAUGAGUGUACUGUAUGUGGGAAGACUUUCUGCAGGAAGUCAAACCUUAGCAUGCAUUUGAGCAUUCACACAGGGGAGAAGCCCUAUGAAUGUAAUGAAUGUGGGAAAACCUUCUGCCGGAAGGCAUACCUCAGAACCCAUCAACGGAUUCACACACGUAGGAAAGCGUAUGAGUAUGAAGAAUGGGAACAGUUUGUAUUGUAGGGCUCACUGAACAUCCACAGUCACACAGAGGAAAAGUCAAAGUGUAUUGAAUGGGAGAACCCUUUUCUGAGUCAAUCCUUGACAGAUGUCCCACAGAGAAGAUACCUUAAAUGUAAUGAGUAUGUGAAUACUUUUCCCUGAAGUCACACCU
Molecule: messenger RNA, 2773 nt
Organism: Ochotona princeps (American pika)
Lineage: Eukaryota; Metazoa; Chordata; Mammalia; Lagomorpha; Ochotonidae
Product: zinc finger protein 717
Exons: 3
Coding region: 616-2622 (668 amino acids)
Biological process (GO): negative regulation of transcription by RNA polymerase II
Molecular function (GO): DNA-binding transcription repressor activity, RNA polymerase II-specific; RNA polymerase II cis-regulatory region sequence-specific DNA binding
Source: RefSeq, a predicted model, not a curated record